Molecule: messenger RNA, 1225 nt
Organism: Paramecium pentaurelia
Lineage: Eukaryota; Ciliophora; Oligohymenophorea; Peniculida; Parameciidae
Source: the annotation of a GenBank genome assembly
AUGCAAAUCGAUUUAUUAGAUUAAUAAAUAGUAAAGAAGAAAAGAUCAUAAUCAAAUAAGGAUAAUGAAGAUUCCAUACCUGCAUUUUUAUUGAAAACAUAUGAAAUAAUAGAAGUAUUAAUUAAUUUUAAAUAAAAAGAAUCCUUAAAAUAAUGAGAUAAUUAGUUGGAAUGAAGAAGGAACUGCCUUUAUAGUUAAAAAAGUAAAUGAAUUCUCAAAUAUCAUAUUACCUAAAUCAUUUAAACAUAGUAACUUUGCUUCAUUUGUUCGAUAAUUGAAUAUGUAUGAUUUUCAUAAAACCAGACAUGAUAAUAAUGAAAAUGAAUUCAAGCAUAAUUUGUUUUAAAAGGGUAAAAAGUAAGUUAUAUAUAUAUUUUAGACAUUUUCUAAGUUAAAUCAAACGAAAGACUAGUGAUGUAAAAGAAUAGAAUUCCUUGAGUUUAAUAAAGAAUGAAUAAAUAAGAAAUGGAUAAAGUGAAAAUUCUGAAGUAUAUUCUUCUUAGAUUUUGAUGUAAAUGGGAAAAUUGUAAAAUAAAUAAAUGGAAUUAGAAAAAUUAAUUAAAAUUUUUAUUAAGUAAAAUGAAAAGGUAAUGAAGGAAAAUAAAUACUUAUGGAGUGAAUUAACAAAAAAUAAGUAUGAUAAAUAUUAAUAUAGAGGCAUAAGAAUGAAAAUUCAGAAGAAUAAAUAAUGAAAUGGGUUUUAUAAUCAUUAUAAGGAACCAAAUAAAAUAAUAAACUUAAGAGUAGUAUUUAAUCAAAUAAUUUGUUAAUGUUGAAAUAAACCAGCGAAAAUGAUGAUGAAAUAUAAUUUGAAUAACAAAACCAAAGAAAUUUUGAAAAUGAGAAAUUAAUAUUUGAUUAAUUGCCAUCUCAAAUUAUAAGUUAAAAUUUAGAAUAAUAGAUUGAAAAAUUAUCAAAAACUUAAAUAAUUUAAGUAUUAUUGAGUGCAAUUACAAACAAUUAAAAAUAAGAAAAAAAAAAUAAUAAUACAAAAUUUGAAGAUGAAAUUAGUUUUGAUGAUGAAUAUCCAGUUAAUAAAAAAAUAGAUAUAAAAUAAGAGAAUUAAGAUAAAAAAUAAGAAAAUUAACUUAUAGUUUAUAAUGAACCUUAUUUUUUUCAUAAAUUAGAAGAUAAUUAUAUCAUUUCAGAAUCACCUAAUCCAAGUCGUAAGAACUCUUAUUAUGAUCAAGAUCUUAUUCCAUAAUUUUUAGAUAGUGAAUUAUGA